This is a messenger RNA of Phytophthora sojae, 2802 nucleotides long. RefSeq lists its product as hypothetical. The transcript is spliced from 3 exons. The coding region runs from base 1 to 2802 and encodes 933 amino acids. The record is from RefSeq and is a predicted model, not a curated record. Gene Ontology annotation, molecular function: protein-containing complex binding; monoatomic ion channel activity. NCBI's taxonomy places the organism in Eukaryota, Oomycota, Peronosporomycetes, Peronosporales, Peronosporaceae. Gene Ontology annotation, cellular component: membrane. Gene Ontology annotation, biological process: transmembrane transport; monoatomic ion transport.
AUGUGGGAGCAGUCCCUAUUGGUGUGCCUUCUUCUCGAGGCCUUCAUGCUGCCUUACUUGCUAGCUUUCCAGCCGGAGGUCGUGGGAGGUGUCUCGAUUUUUUUCGUGUUGAUCUUUGCGUGCGAAUUCGUGUUCACGCUGGACUUGUAUGUCCAAGCUCACAUGGGCUACUACUCAGAUGGCAACCUCAUUCGAGACAAGAAACGAACGAUUCGGCGAUACAUUCGAUCGUGGCAUUUCGCGCUUGAUGUCAUAGCGAUUAUACCCGUCCAGAUUCUGGUGAUCAGCUUUCCCCGCGUAGUGACGAAGCUUUUGUUCGUGAAGCUUCUUCGAUGGUCACGGCUACCGCAUCUCGUGUCGAGUCUGGACGAGUUCUACGCUAAGCAGUUUGUUGUACUCAAGCUCCUGAAAGUUCUUGCUUCGACGCUCUAUCUAGCCCACGUGUUGGCCUGUAUACGCUUCAGUUUUGGGGAGAACACGAGCCAAAACAACCCCUGGCUCCCCGCAACCUCACUACAUGAUCUCCCACUACAUCGGCACUAUUUGGCUUCCCUUUUCUGGAGCGUUGGGAUCAUGACAGGUCUCUUCGAGGGGGAGCUGCCACGACACAAUACGGAGUUUUUAUUCACGAUUUUGGUUGCACUGUGUGGAUUCUCCAUGUUCACGACGUUGUGUGCGACUAUCUUCGUGAUCUCCAAAUGCGAAAGCGGCAACACUGAAGCUGUGGGCGCGCGUAUUAAUCAACUGGUGCACGUUCUCUCUUUCCAUCACGUCCCGGAAAAUCAGCAAGCCCAAGCGAUCGAGUAUCUAAAGCGCUACUACACGGAUGCGAAAUCGACAGACCGCGAGACUGCAAAGAUUUUAUGUCCUUCAAUUGCCAACGAUAUCCAAGUAGAACUCCUGAAGGCAACUAUUGCCGAGGUCUCGAUCUUUGGGGGUUGCAGCGACCAGUUCAUCGUAGCAAUGACAAGCCUGCUGGAAAUGAUAGCUGUACCGGCUCAGACGACUCUCUUUUCGGUUGGAGAUCAUGGCAACGCUAUGUACGUCGUCCACUCCGGAGUGCUUGCCAUUAUCGUCAAGUCGGUGACCGUAAGAGAAAUUCGAAAAGGCUCGUGCCUGGGCGAGCUGUACGUCUUCUCCUUGUUGCCGUGCAUGGCUACCGUUACAACCACAACCUAUGCGAUUCUGUACAAGCUGUCUAGAUUUCACUGCGAGCGCGUGCUUGAAGGUUACCCGGACUGUGCUUCUGCGAUCGCUGUUCAUGUCAGAGCCAUGUUCAAGCUGCUGAACAUCAGCGAUGACAAGUUGGGCACUAACGUUUCGACUUCAAUCAGCACCCCGAUAACCCCAAGGAAACUAACGUCUCGUCGGACUUCUGUCACAGCUGGAAAAUCAGCAGUUGUAGCUGGACCAACCCUGGUCAAAAUACCGUCAAGGAGAGAUAACAAAGUUAUGCCCUCCCGACGCGAGAGCAUUACGCAAAAAAUCUCGAGGGCUACUCGAGCUAUUGGUCCACUUCGACGGGACAUUUCGCAGUGGAGCAAAAGGAGUAUGCGCAGCGAACGAAUACGAGAUACCAACCCAGAUACCAUGCUAAGUGCAGAUACGUUUCUCUCACCACCGCUGACCGACCCGGGCUUAAGACCUAAAGUACCCGCUGGAAACGAAAGCCAACAGGGCCCCAAUAUGGGGUUAAUUUUCGAGCACCAUGUAUUGUGGCGACUGAUAUUACUUCGGAGAUGCAUUGAUCACCAGUCUGCAGUGCGCAUGUGGUGGCUGUUGUUGUUGCUCUCGAAUCUAUGCUACUGCUGGCUUUUGAUCCCCGUCCAGGUUGUUUUUCCGUUGUGGCAGCGACCAACGUGGAUUUUCCAAACGACCGACACCAUCGCGAACGUCGUCCUGGUGUUUGACAUCGCUCUGAGCCUGAAUUUGUCGUUCAUGGUCGACUCCGACAAAGUGAUGGAUCCGAAGCAGAGUAUGACUCAUUAUCUGAAAGGAGAUUUUGUCUUCGACCUGCUGUGCGCACUGCCUUACGAAUAUUUAAACAUGCACAAUUAUGGGCUCAUGCGGCUGCCACGACUCCUGCGCGUGUUCAAUCUGAAGAAACAGUUAAAAGAGAUCAAGCAUUUCAUUCAGCUCAAUAGCCGGCGACAACUGCUGCUCUUCAUCCUUUUGCUGAUAAUGAUGUUUCACGUGGUUGCCUGCAUAUACUUUGGUAUUUCUUACGCUGAGGGAUUCGAUUCCAAUGAAGACGAAGCGUGGGUGUGCCCCACUAGCCUCUGUCUCCGUCGACUGAACGCAACACACUUGGAGAACUGCAAUGGUACAAUAUUCACGGAGGCACCGAAUCGAGACGAGUUAGAAGGGAUCACCGCAUUGGAGUACUUUCGUUCGCUGUACUAUGCUGUCGGGGUGCUAGCUUCACCUGGGAAAACCGUGGAGCCUACCAGUGACCGUCAACUGGUUGCAGCGCUGGUUCUCAUGCUUGGCGGGUUCUUGAUAUCCGCUAUCGUUGUUGACAACGUGCAGAAACGCUUUACCGCCUCUGCAUUCGAACAGAAGCAAUUCUUCGAGACCAGCACUCGGAUUCAACUUUUUCUUCGGCGACAGAAGGCCCCGCUAGCGAUCCAUCAUCGCGUCAAGUCUUUUCUUGAUUACUGGUGGUCUACGCAUCGAGGCGCUGUGAUUCGUGAACUACUGGCCGAUCUCCCGCGAUCAAUGCGGUUGGAGUUACUGCGAAACAUUAGCGCUACUACAUGGCGUCCAUUCAGUGCGCGACCAACUCGAGGAGAUUCUGGUUGA